Messenger RNA from Chanos chanos (milkfish), 821 nucleotides. It is a transcript of the gene mitd1, whose product is annotated as MIT, microtubule interacting and transport, domain containing 1. The coding region runs from base 1 to 741 and encodes 246 amino acids. Lineage: Eukaryota; Metazoa; Chordata; Actinopteri; Gonorynchiformes; Chanidae. The record is from RefSeq and is a predicted model, not a curated record. The transcript has 7 exons.
AUGUCACAGAACAAUCUGCCUGGCAUUGAGGUAUCGGCCAUCAGCGUCUUAAAGAGAGCUGUAGAACUUGACCAGAGCUCUCGCUUUCAGGAGUCUCUGAUAUGCUACCAGGAGGGCAUUCAGCUUUUAAUGGAUGUCCUUAAAGCUGUCAAAGAUGACUCAAAGAAAGUCCACUACAGAGAGAAGAUCAAGGGAUACAUGGCACGAGCAGAACAGAUUAAAGAACAUGUCAACCGAGCAAAAGAGGAGGGCAAAUACCAUGAGCAGAUCAGAAUUUCAAACAAUGCCACUGGCUACAGUUUUGAGACACUCUUCAGACCAUACACUCAGGACGGACUGACUGAAGUCUGGGUAGAGGAUCCUUAUGUGCGCCAUGUUCACCAACUGUAUAAUUUCCUGCGUUUUUGUGAGAUGCUUGUGAAGCUCCCCAGUAAAGUCCAGAAAAUUCACCUCUUGACUUCACAAGAUGAAGACAGCUCUUCUCAGCAGGCCAGUGCUUUUGAAGACAUAAAGCAGUCAUUACAAAGUCAUGGUGUUGCUAUGGAUGUUCAAUACUCCUCCACCAUUCAUGAUAGGGAAAUCAGGUUUGAUAAUGGAUGGAUUAUUAAAAUUGGAAGAGGGCUUGAUUACUUUAAAAAGCCAAAGGCUCGAUUCUCCAUUGGAUACUGUGACUAUGACUUGAGAGAGUGUCAUGAGACUACUGUGGAUGUUUUUCACUCAAAGCACACAAAGACAAAAUAAACCCCAGAAGAAGUGAGGUUUCUUUUUUACUUUCACCAAAUGGAGUGAGUUUAGGGGAUCGUCCUUUGAUGUCUUCCUGU